CUCCUCUACGUCACUCCGCACUUAGCGCCACCCGGCAAAGUAUACUUUGCCCUGCGCUCGAGUCCGUUAAAAUUGGGCGUGCUGUCUUCAUUAGCUUAAACUUCGUACUCCGAUUUGUUCGCCGGAGAAAUUGGCUGCCGCCAAUUCUAUGUCGAAGGCGAAGCAAGCUAUCUUAAAUUCCUACUCAGACAAUGUUGUAGAAGAUGAUGAAGACGAAGAAGAAAGCAGUUCUUAUCUAGGGCAAACAGAUGAAGACGACAACGAAAGCGAAGAGGAGGAAGAAGAGCUAGAAAGCCUGGAAGAGGAUUAUGAAGACGAGGAGUCAGAUUCAGAUCAGGAAGGAGACGUUGAAUCCGAUGGGUGUUCUGAUGAGGAUGAUGAUGAGGACGAGGAUGAGUACUACGAGUCCAUUAGCGAUGACGAGAGCAAUGAGGACGAUGGCGACAAAGUUUGUGAUUGGAAAGAGGGUAAACCGACAGAUAAAGAUCAUUGUGACAAAGUUGUCAAUCUUCUUCGCCAAAGAAGCAAAAAAUUGGAUGUACUGAAGUUGGAAGAGUGCAAAGCCUAUUUGAGAAAGCACGAUCUUAUGAUAAGUGGUACAAAAGAGACAUGCAUCCGAAGAAUUAUUGAGCACUGGAGGCUAAAAGAUGGAAAUGGCGUGAGGUUUUAUCCAAAGUCUUCGUUUACCAUCAACUGUACAGGUGAUGUUUGCAAAGGUGAUGUUGUUAUGUUCAAGCAAAGAGUCUAUGAUAAGUUUAACAAAGUUUCAAGAAAUGGAAAAGUUAUAGGAAAGCGAACAAUUGCUGGUAGGGUUGUUAAGGAAAGCUAUGGUAGUGCAAAGCAGCAACACACCUUUACUGUCGAAGUAUUGUGGAGCAAAGGUGUCAAGCCAUUACCAUCGUUGUAUCCUUUGCUUGUGAAGGGGCGCAAUCUCUAUAGGUACAGAACUUUCCGCCAGCGCUGGGCCAAUGAGGCGGAUAGAUCCAAGGUUCUUGAAGAGAAGCACAGAAGGGGAGCCACAGCAAGACAUGUUAGAGCAUCUACUAAAGCUAGAGUCAAUUCAGGUUCCAAGCGCAAGAGAAGUCUCACUGAUUCUAAACAACAUCAAAUCAAACGACAGAAGAAACCUUCAGAGGCUUCUACUUCCGGAAGAAACCAACCAAAAUCUUUCAAUAAUGCCAAAGCUCAUACAAAGUACUCCAACAACAAAAUCAGAGCAAGCUCAUCCUCAGCUAAGCAUUCUAAGAAGCUCAAAACGAUGACAUCUUCAUACACAAAUGCAAGAGAAGUGGAUCAAUAUGCUCUGAGGCCUUCUUCUCCAAACAUUUUUGACAAUUCACACCCAGAUUUACAUCAAAGGAACAAAUUUGCAGCUCCACAAGUAAGCAGAGAGAGGUUUCUUAUACAACCAUAUUCAGCUUAUGCUUCCCAGUUUGAUCAUAGGGGUCAUUUAAGCCAUUAUUAUCCGAAUUCUAUUUCUCCGUUUGAUUCAAGAAGCUCUGGCCAUUUCUUCGCACCUGAUUUUUAUGAUCAAAGGUAUGCAGCUUCUCAGUUCCAGCGAAGUAAUCGGCCUUGGCCAUUGUAGAUAUCUUUCUUGCUUUUGCUUAUGCUACUCUUUAUGGUUCGAGAGCAUUUUGUGCUACAAAAUUGUUGGAAAUGAGGCAUAAUAAGCUUUAUGAAUGACAAUUUAAUGAAGCCUGUAUCAAAGUUCUCAUUGAAUCUAUACGAUUUACUAUGUUUUCUGUAACUCUUUGUGCCACUUCUUCAAAUUUCAAAUAAAUUUCUAACUUCUUUGGC
Dendrobium catenatum is the source of this 1797-nucleotide messenger RNA. RefSeq names its product zinc finger CCCH domain-containing protein 62. Bases 149 to 1585 code for a protein of 478 amino acids. The transcript is spliced from 9 exons. The record is from RefSeq and is a predicted model, not a curated record. NCBI's taxonomy places the organism in Eukaryota, Viridiplantae, Streptophyta, Magnoliopsida, Asparagales, Orchidaceae.